Messenger RNA from Brassica oleracea var. oleracea, 396 nucleotides. RefSeq names its product glutathione S-transferase T3-like. NCBI's taxonomy places the organism in Eukaryota, Viridiplantae, Streptophyta, Magnoliopsida, Brassicales, Brassicaceae. The transcript has a single exon. The record is from RefSeq and is a predicted model, not a curated record. Bases 1 to 396 code for a protein of 131 amino acids.
AUGGCAAACUCCACAAGUUUUGUUAACCUUUUAGCGAGCCAAGGGGUAAUUGACCUUGACUCAUCGGAACCUCUGUGCGUUAGCAGUCAAGGGGUAGCCAGCCAAUGUUCCGAUGAUUCUACUGUCAAAGAGAGGAGAAAAUGGUCACCAAAGGAGGAUAUAAUCCUCAUUGGUGCUUGGCUCAACACGAGCAAAGACCCAAUAGUUAGUAAUGAACAGAAAGGCCUUGCAUUCUGGAAGAGGAUUGUAGAGAACUACAACUCCAGUCCUCUACUGGGUGGCACAAUCCCACGAGAACUUGGGCAAAUCAAGCAACGAUGGGCUAGGAUCAAUGAUUUGGUGUGUAAGUUUUCUGGUACCUACGAGAUGGCACUGAGGGAGCAGAGAAGCGGGUAA